CGCAGCUACCUCCACACGGCUGCGCAUCCCUGGACGGAGCUGUCAGGAAAACUCAAAAGAAGCAAGAGACGCGCUGGUACGUGUGGGGAACUGCUUUCGAGAAAACACGGAUCUCCCCCAAGACCGAAGCUCGACAGCCUACAUCUUCCUCUGUGUAGCCAUCACCGCUGUGCAAGGACUAUGUUGAUGAAGGAGUACCGCAUCUGCAUGCCUCUCACAGUGGAGGAGUACAGGAUUGGCCAGCUGUAUAUGAUCAGCAAACACAGUCAUGAACAGAGUGAACGUGGGGAGGGGGUGGAGGUUGUCCAGAACGAGCCAUACGAAGACCCUGAGCACGGAUCAGGCCAGUUCACCGAGAAACGAAUCUACCUCAACAACAAGCUGCCCAGUUGGGCCAGAGCAGUGGUCCCUAAAAUUUUCUAUGUCACAGAAAAGGCUUGGAACUAUUACCCGUACACUGUCACAGAGUACACGUGCUCCUUCCUGCCCAAGUUUUCCAUCCACAUAGAGAGCAAAUACGAGGACAACAAAGGGGACAAUGAUAAUAUCUUUAGCAGCGAGCCCAGAGACGAGGAAACGCAGGUGUGUUUGGUGGACAUCGUCUAUGAUGAGAUCCCCGAACGCCACUACAAGGAGUCGGAGGACCUGAGGUAUUUUAAGUCAAAGAAGACUCCCCGAGGCCUCCUGCAGGAAGGAUGGAUCAACAACCAAGAGCCCAUCAUGUGCUCCUACAAACUGGUCACAGUCAAGUUUGAAGUCUGGGGCCUGCAAACACGUGUGGAGCAGUUUGUACACAAGGUGAUUCGAGAGGUCCUGCUUUUAGGACACAGGCAGGCCUUUGCCUGGGUGGAUGAGUGGAUUGACAUGACCAUGGAGGAAGUCAGAGAGUACGAGCGGGCCACACAAGAGGCCACCAACCUGAAGAUCGGCACCUUUCCCCCUGCCAUCUCCAUCUCAGAGACCCCCCUGCCAUCAAGCACCCGCAGCGGCCCUAACAGCGCCCCAUCGACUCCCCUCUCCACUGAAGCCCCAGAGUUCCUGUCAGUGCCAAAGGAGCGUCCCAGGAAGAAAUCAGCUCCGGAGACCUUGACCCUGCCGGAUCCAGGCCGCAGGGAUUCACUCUUUAAACUGCCCAGCUUUUUCUCCUGGAACUCCAGUCCGCAGCCAGAAUGAGAGCGGGGCUAUGCCACUGGGGAACACCCUCGGUCUGUGGAUCAGUGGAGGAUGCCUGGCCAGCACAUCCCACAAUGCCCCCUCAGCCAGCUGAAGUGAAGGAGACUUUUCACCGUCCGGGUGAUCCCAGCCCCCUCAGCCGACUCGCCGGUGUUACCGCAAAAGCCAACAGCUCUCAGACUGCCUUUACAGGUACAGACAGGCAGCCUGAUCUCCAUAGCAAAAAGCCCUGCAAGGUGUAAAGGUAUAUGUAGUGCGUCUAAAAGCUGCUGGAGGCUCCUCAUUCUUCUCUCCUCCUCAGACAAGUCAGCACCAUGCAUCACACAGUAUCAAGUCCAAUUAGUACGAUUGAGUGUAGCAUACAUUCCUGAAAAUGUUUUAUCCCACAGAUUAUCACCUUGCUUUUCUGUGCUGACAGGAUAUGUUGAGAUUCAGUCACACUUAACUUAAUACUUAACAUGUACAGAAUGUAAUUGUUUUUUUCUGAUUCAGAGUCUCUGGUUUUGUCCACAGGAGCUUGUGGUUUGACGUAUCUGUUUAUGUGGUUGGGACUUUUCAACAGAUUCUUGUUGGCCACUGUAUCAGUUAAGUAUUAUGGUUUUCACAGUCAGGUGUAAGGGUAUUGUGUAUUCUUGUAUAUACUGUAUGAAUAUUGUUUAACAGGUAAAAUGUCAGUACUUCAAAAAGAAUAUCAUAUCCAGUGAUGAUGCUGCUAUGAAAUUGCUCUUGUGUUUUAAAGAACAGGACUCAUAUCUUCUUUAAGUGUUUAUUAUAGUGAGUUCUGUCAGCCAAAGCAUCUGUAAACUACUUGUGUAAUUGCAUGGUUUUAACUGCAGAGGCUGCUUUUAAAUAUUAAAUGUUCUCGGUUUUCUCUGG
Molecule: messenger RNA, 2049 nt
Organism: Perca fluviatilis (European perch)
Lineage: Eukaryota; Metazoa; Chordata; Actinopteri; Perciformes; Percidae
Product: cytoplasmic phosphatidylinositol transfer protein 1-like
Exons: 10
Coding region: 181-1173 (330 amino acids)
Biological process (GO): phospholipid transport
Cellular component (GO): cytoplasm
Molecular function (GO): phosphatidylinositol binding; phosphatidylinositol transfer activity
Source: RefSeq, a predicted model, not a curated record